This is a messenger RNA of Fusarium odoratissimum NRRL 54006, 1023 nucleotides long. RefSeq lists its product as uncharacterized. NCBI's taxonomy places the organism in Eukaryota, Fungi, Ascomycota, Sordariomycetes, Hypocreales, Nectriaceae. Bases 1 to 1023 code for a protein of 340 amino acids. Gene Ontology annotation, molecular function: hydrolase activity. The record is from RefSeq and is a predicted model, not a curated record. The transcript has 2 exons.
AUGUCGAUGUUUUUCCCGUUGGUGAACGGUAGCGGCUGGUCUCGAGAUCCUUGGUCGGGCGAUAUAGUCGAUGGAAGACUCCACGGGCGUGGAGUCGUAGACAUGAAGUCUGGGACUGCUUCGCUCAUCAUUGCAUAUGCUUUUUUGUACGAGCGUCGCCAUCUCCUGUCGGGUAGUGUUGCCCUUUGCGCUGUCGCUGACGAGGAGACGGGCGGGAAAUGGGGUACCAAAUAUCUCAUUGAACAAGACAAGCACAGAUGGGGUGGUGACCUCAUGCUGUGUGCUGAACCAGGUGGUCUCGAGACUAUCAGAUUCGCAGAAAAGGGAUCGCUGCGAUUGACAUGUACUAUCAAGACCAAAGGCACGUUGGGACCAUGUCUUCAUCUCAGUGAGGGCGCCAUCCGAACAGCCAGUGCUUUCAUCUAUGAGAUCAUCAAGUCAGUUGAAUCACUACCAGUCGAUCUACCAGACGAAAUGGAGAGGCGUCUGGAAAAGCCGGAGGUCAAGCGAGCUAUCGAUCAAGCAAUGGGUCCUGGAACUAUUACAAUCAUUGCUCGACCGACCGUUAACGUUGGCACAAUUAAGGGCGGUCUCAAAGUCAACAUGAUCCCAGAAACAUGUAUGUUCGAGUUGGAUAUUCGUAUGCCAGUGGGGAUACGAGAAGACACGGUUCUGGAGCUGAUUGAUACCAUCAUCCCGCAGUACGAGCCCGCGAGCAGUACGAUCAAGAAGCAAGCUGCUGCGAGUAAUCCCUUCAAUUACUCGGUAAUCGAUCAUUACAUCGUUAGUCAUCUGAAGGACAACGCCAAGAGCCUGCGACCAGGUGCCGAUGCUCCUGUUCCCAUCCCCUCGAUGGGCGGAUCAGAUUGUAAACAUUAUCGGUAUGCUGACAUCCCGGCUUACAUCUUUGGCUGCAGCCCAGAAACAAUGGCUUCUGUGAAUGAGUCAGCGUCAAUUGCAGAGUUUCAUCACGUUACAAAGAUACAUUCGUUGGCUGUCUGGGGUUAUUUACAUCAUGUAUAA